AUGGGCGACGGCACGACGUACCGCAAAUCGCUCUCGAUUUCCAAAGCUUCGCUGUUAGCGGUGAUUUGUUUUCUGAUUGGAUUCGUAACGCGCGGAAAUUUAGGUGAUUUAUCAUCGACGAAGAUGAUUUUGCCGACGACGCAAAAAGAUGUAGACGGAGAAGAUCCGAGUCCAGGGGCACUCAGAAACGCGCAAGUCAUUGAAAUCGACGACGACGACGACAGUGUUCACAAAGAUGAUGAUUUGGGAGAGAAAGACGUAAAAAAUCUUGCAGGUGGAGUUACAGAAGAAGAAAUGGAAGAAGAAAAGUUGAACAGCGAAGACUCGAACGCGCUGGACAAAGUCGGCGCACUUGGCGACGAGUACUUGACCGAGCUGAAAUUUCAACUCCUCUCGACGGCGCCUCGGUCGGUGAUGUACCGAAAUUUCGCCAGCGAUGCGGAUUGCGAUGCGAUCGUGGAAGCGGCGAGGAGUCGAUUGCACAAAUCCGGUUUGGCGUUGAAAAGAGGCGAGACGUUGGAGACCACGAAGAACAUUCGGACGAGUUCCGGGACGUUUUUGACAUCAAAAAUGGAACAAAGUGGGGCGUUGAAACGCGUGGAAGAGAAGAUGGCGCGCGCGACGCACAUUCCAGCGACGCACGGGGAAGCUUACAACAUUUUACGCUACGAAAUCGGCCAAAAAUACGAUUCGCAUUACGAUAUGUUUGAUCCCUCGCAAUACGGUCCGCAAAGAUCGCAACGCGUCGCUAGUUUUCUUUUAUACUUGACCACCCCAGACGAAGGAGGUGAAACCGUGUUCCCGUUGGAAGGUCAAAACGGAUUAUAUCGGUUACGCGGGAUCGAUUACACGAGUUGCGAGGCUGGAUUAAAAGUCAAGCCGAGGAAAGGCGACGCGCUUUUGUUUUGGAGCGUCCAUCCGAACAACACGUUCGAUCGAAGUAGUUUACACGGCGGGUGCCCAGUCAUCAGCGGGACGAAGUUUGUCGCGACGAAGUGGAUUCACGAUAAUCGUUGGACGUUAUAG
This is a messenger RNA of Bathycoccus prasinos, 1026 nucleotides long. RefSeq lists its product with no specific name. Lineage: Eukaryota; Viridiplantae; Chlorophyta; Mamiellophyceae; Mamiellales; Bathycoccaceae. The coding region runs from base 1 to 1026 and encodes 341 amino acids. Gene Ontology annotation, cellular component: endoplasmic reticulum. Gene Ontology annotation, molecular function: L-ascorbic acid binding; iron ion binding; procollagen-proline 4-dioxygenase activity. The record is from RefSeq and is a predicted model, not a curated record. The transcript has a single exon. Gene Ontology annotation, biological process: peptidyl-proline hydroxylation to 4-hydroxy-L-proline.